CAUAAGAGUAUAUGAAACGACGGCCUUGAUAUUUGACGAUUCAUAGUCACAAUAUAUACAGUCACAAACCUGCAUUCAACAGACUGAUUUUGCGAUCAGUUCACCAGGCACAGAUGGUUCUGUGUCUGCAUUUGACAAACGUAAAAAUUAAUGUCUGGGGGCGUAUUAAAACAAAUAAAAUAAUGUGCGUGCAAUGUUUAUUUAUCUCGGGCAAAUUUUUCACUAGUGAUUCGUGAUGAUUUUUUUUAAAUUAAUAAUAUUCAAAACGUCACCAAUUAUUAUUAUUAUUCCCUGCUAAUAUUCAGGAUAUUGUUCUAAAGUAUAUAUAUAAUUAUUCAAGGAUUUUUAGUGUAUACCCCUCAACUACACUGUGCAUCCAACUAAAUAUAUCAACAAUGUCCAAUUAUCGUUAAUAAAAAAAAAAAAAGUUACGAGUGUCGUUUUACAUCAAAUAAAAAGAAAAGUCAUGGAAGCUGUCAAUGGAGAACUCGAGACCAAGUACCAGAAAAUUGCUACAGAAUAUUCCAAGAUUCGUGCACAAGCAAAAAUUUUAAAAACAGCUGUUAUUGAAGAACAAACACGAAAUGCAGAUAUACGUGAACAAUUAAAAGAAAAAGAAGUUGAACUUCGUCGUGCUGAACAAGAAUUAGACAGUCUUUCAUUUCGCAAUCAACAACUCACUAAACGAAUUACUGUACUCCAAGAGGAAUUAGAUAAAACACAAUGUAAGCCUAAAAAAAAUCGAAGUAAAUCCUCAGAGAAUAAGACUCAAGCACCAAAUUCACAAAAUCAUCAUAUUCUUGAUGAGGAAUUUCAAAAGAAAAUUAUCGAAAAUGCUCAAUUAUUAUCGCAAAUUGCCGAUAAAGAUAAUGAAAUAGAUGCAUUAAGAGAGGAGAUUAAAUUUUUUGAAAAUAAAUUAACACAAUGUGAAAAAUCGAAAUUAGCAUUAGAAAUACAUUAUCGUGAAAUUAUUGAUAAAUUUGAACGUGAACGUGAUGAUUUACAAAGAAAAUUAAGUGAAAAACAAAGACAAGAAGAAACUGUUUCGUGGUCAAGUGGCGAGGGUAAACGUGAAGGAUGUGAUUAUGAUUUAAGAAUAGGAAUAACAAAUCAUCGUCAAAAUAAUAAUAAUAACAAUAAUAAUGAUCAUUCACCAUUAUCAUCGCCUUCAGCAUCAAGACGUUCAUCAAAAUCAACAUUAGAAAUGGGACCAAGAAAACUUUGGCCACCAACACAAGAAGAAAGUAGCGAUGAUUAUGAUUUUACAAAACCAUUGGAACUUGAAAAGGAAUUAAAUCAUUGGAAAGCGCAAUAUAAUAUUCUAAAAUUAAAAUACGAUGAAAUUAUUGAGAAGGAUCAUAUUGAAACACAUAUGGCUGAUAAUGAUUCUUUACAGCCUAUUGAGAUUAAUAAUAUGAUUGGGAGAUUAACAACACCAUUUGCUGUUCCGGAAGAAAUUGAGGCGAGGGAAGCAAAAAUUAGAGAAUACUUUUUAAGAGAAAUAGAUAAACUUGUUACGGAAAAACAUCUUUGCCACGUGAAAAAUCUAGCAAUCGCUACUAACAACGAAGUGAUGAACGUUCAUUUAGAUACAAGCGAGGCAAAAAGGGAAAAAUGUGAAACAGAAUUAAAGGAGGCACUCUCAAAUUGGAAUAGAUUGCAAGAGGAUAAAGAGGUUCAAGAAGGAAAUUAUAAAUUUCAAUUAAGUACUAUGAGUGAACAUCUUGCCAAUAUGAAUGAAAAAUUAAUUCAACAAACCGAAGAGAUUCAACAACUCAAAUUUGAGCUCUCGAACAAAAACACUAAAAGGGGAAAAUAAAAGACUAACAUUAAACACAAGUGUCGAUUUAAUCGGCAAUCUGACACAUUCCGUGAUAAAAGAAAAGAAAAUGCUAACCAACUUUUAUGUACAUAUUUAAAAAAAAAAAAAAUUACUAAACAGAUGACUAGCAAUGAAUUCGAUUCUGCCGAUCUUUACACUUGUAGUUAUCUUUUGAAUUCGAUGUUUUUAUUUAUAAAAUAAUAAAUAAAUCUCUAAAUGUUUA
This is a messenger RNA of Leptopilina boulardi, 2045 nucleotides long. RefSeq names its product protein phosphatase 1 regulatory subunit 21. Bases 467 to 1819 code for a protein of 450 amino acids. The record is from RefSeq and is a predicted model, not a curated record. Lineage: Eukaryota; Metazoa; Arthropoda; Insecta; Hymenoptera; Figitidae. Gene Ontology annotation, cellular component: early endosome; membrane. The transcript is spliced from 5 exons.